Anopheles maculipalpis is the source of this 1855-nucleotide messenger RNA. RefSeq lists its product as uncharacterized. Gene Ontology annotation, cellular component: plasma membrane. The coding region runs from base 2 to 1852 and encodes 616 amino acids. The record is from RefSeq and is a predicted model, not a curated record. Gene Ontology annotation, molecular function: oxidoreductase activity; copper ion binding. The transcript is spliced from 6 exons. Gene Ontology annotation, biological process: iron ion transport. NCBI's taxonomy places the organism in Eukaryota, Metazoa, Arthropoda, Insecta, Diptera, Culicidae.
GAUGAAAACAUUGCAGCUGAUUGUUUUGAUUGUGCAGCGAGUUUUGAUUACGGCCGGCGUGUUUUUGACCGCCGUCGUUGUGAUCCACUUUACCGCUAUCGAUCCAAAGGAACGUGCUAUUUCGUGCGAUCGAGUUUGCAAUCGAGCCGACUGGCCACGGAUCUGUCGGUUCGAGCUGGUGGUGGAAAAACGCACCUUUCGCCCUGGCAGCGCUUCAGUCACGGGCAACGUGUCGUUAGCCGCUGGUUGGAAGUCCUCCGAGUCGCCCAUCAUCGCCCACUACUACACCGUCAACGGACGGUACGUAGGUCCCACGCUGACCGUGUGCGAAAAUGACUUCCUGGUGGUGGAUGUCGAGAAUCGGAUCCCUGGCGAGAGCGUCUCGCUGCACUGGACGGGUCAGAGUCAGCGCCGCACGCUCUUCAUGGAUGGAGUACCGAUGAUAACGCAAUGUCCCAUUGCCAGCUUCACACGGUUCCAGUAUCGAUUCCAGGCAGAUCAAGCGGGCACCCAUCUUUAUCAUGGCUACACCGGAACGGAACGUACCCAAGGACUUCUUGGAGCGUUUGUAGUUCGUUCCGUACAAGAGCAAAAGCUUUCGCCCGUUCUUAGACUCCUUACAGAAGAGACGGUUUGGCUAGUUACCGAACUAAACGGAAUGCUUGCAGUCAAUGGACAACGAAGCUGGCGACAGGCUUAUUCCCCAAACGGAACAGAAAGCGAUUCAAACCUCCGCAUAAGGCUCGUCUAUGCGGUAGGUCACUGUCAGCAUUGGCUCGAGCUGGAAGACCACGACCUGCAGGUUCUGACACUCGACGGCAAUGGUUUGGAACAUGAUUCAAUGUCUCCUGUUGAUCGUAUCCUGCUGCACGAUGGUGUCCGGAUGGACUUAACGUUCAUCCGGCGAGUCCCGGUGGAGGUUCACAAUAUUAAGCGAGAUUAUGAAAUUCGGUUUGCCCCGCUAGAGACCUACCGGGAUGGCUGUGAGCGUGCGAUAUUUCACCUUCAGUACGACUCCCUGCUGCACGGUCAUUGGGAACAUCGGUCACACAUCCCGAGCGUGAGUGCGGACGACGCUGAAAGUAUUAAAUAUAAUUUAAUCGCAUCCCCUGUACUGCGUCCACCGAGCAAAGCAUUAGACCUGGUUGGAAAUGUCUGCGGAGGGAUGGUUCUGUGCCCGCAGGAUUUGCCCGGCGCUCGGGAACACUUUCCAAAGGAUCUUGCGUCGUACGACAGGCGGCUCGAGCUUACGAUCAACAAACGGGUGCUAGACGGAGUAGGACCCUUCGGAGAUCCGACCCACGAGACGGUGCACUCUGUGAACGGGUUCACCUUUGCCUUUCCGUCCGUGCUGAUGCUACGCGAGCCAGCCAACGAUGAGCUGCGGGCACACACUUGCGGAGGCCACCGCCGGACGCUGCCAAGAAGCUGUCACCCGCUGACGGCCCGAUGCGAGUGUGUGCACGUCGAGCACAUCGAAGCAGGUCAUCGAGUGGAAAUGGUCCUAAUUAAUGCCGAUGCUGCGGACGAUUACGUGUAUCACCUUCACGGACAGAGUGUGUUCAUUGUGGGGAUGGCCACCGGACAUCGGACCGAGCCGGAGAGGGUAGUGCGAAACCUGACGACACCUCCUCAGCGAGACACAAUCAUUGUGCGGCGAGACUCGAUCGUUGUGGUGCGGUUUGUUGCCAAAAAUGCUGGACUGUGGUUGCUGCGAGAUAUUGGGUCACCGUCGUGGUCCCGUGGGUUGGAUGUGGUGUUGAAUGUCGGGUCGCACCAGCCAAAUUUUGACAUUCCGAGCAAUUUUCCUUCCUGUAGACAUUUUGUAGGUCCUAGGUACUUUUUAGUGUGAAGG